AUGUACAAUGCAGAGGCCACAGUUGAUCCAGUAGAGUAUCCAAACACAAUACCACGUUGUAACCAGUAUCCGAAAACAUCAAUGACUCUCAUAGACACGCGAGACGUCUCGCACACAUUGCCUGCUGCUCCGGUGGCGGUGCCCGGCUUCAUUCCCGGCGCCCGCAUAGCCUCGCUGCUCGACUGCCGCUCCGCCCGUUGUCCGCUCGCUUCCCAUUGGCCGGCGCGCAGACAAACUUCGGGGAAGCUGUUCGUGCCGUUGUCUCGGCGCGAACGAGCAAAAACUUACAUGCGUGGAGACAUGUGAAUGGUCGAAAAGCAGUUCGGUCAUAAAAGGAACAGCGUCAGUUCCUGAUGCCUGUACCUCCCAACCAUCUGCAAGCUGCCUCAAGAGAAAUUCC
Gryllus bimaculatus (two-spotted cricket) is the source of this 400-nucleotide messenger RNA. Lineage: Eukaryota; Metazoa; Arthropoda; Insecta; Orthoptera; Gryllidae. The record is from the annotation of a GenBank genome assembly.